Molecule: messenger RNA, 1692 nt
Organism: Aureobasidium vineae
Lineage: Eukaryota; Fungi; Ascomycota; Dothideomycetes; Dothideales; Saccotheciaceae
Source: the annotation of a GenBank genome assembly
AUGAACUGGCAACCGGGAGCCGAGCCUGGAAUUGACACUGAUGCUGAGAGAGUAAGUCCACACCUGGAAGCUUUGCGCGCGCGAUGCGACAUUCUAGUUGCGGAUUUCAGUGCGGACCAUCUCGAGACUGUGCAAGUUGACAAUGCUUCUCUGGAAGAGGUUUUGUCUGAGCAGCGACCGCCUCAGUUGCCUUGUCGCUGGAUCUCGGUUAAUGGAUUGAGUUGGGAUGUCAUCAAGAUUCUUGGACAGCAUUAUGGAUUGCAUAGACUGGCUAUUGAGGAUUUGAUCAACACACGCACUCGCACGAAGUGUGAUUGGUACUCUGAUCAUGCGUUCGUGGUGUUGACACUGCAAAAGCUUGUCCGCAUACAUUCGCACUCUGACUCGGAGGACUGCGAUUGCUCUGACGAUGACAAGCCAAUCUCAUAUGAUGAUAUUGACGGAACGCAUGAUCAUUAUCCAGAACGCGAACGUGUGCCUUUCUGGAAGAAGCCUUUCAAGAAGUCGAAGCGCAAGCAGCCCGAUCAUACCCUGCCAAAAUACAACGAUCCUGAAGGUCUGGACAAAUUGGGAGAUAUGAUUCGAGCGCACAGUUCGACAGCAGAUGGUGCACCUCUCCAGAAUAUCAGGACACUGCAUCGCUAUGAAAGCAUGCAGAACCCCGAGCACACUCUCUUCAUGGAAAAGCACUCUGCACUGUUCGAAGAAAACCUCGUCGUCAGCGUUGAACAAGUCGCGAUAUUCUUGCUUGCCGACAAUACGGUCAUCUCAUUCUUCGAACACUCUGGCGCUGAUAUCGAAGAGCCUAUUCUGGAACGACUGAACAGCCCCGCUACAAUGUUGCGCCGCAGCGCAGAUGCAUCGCUAGUACUCCAAGCCAUCAUCGACGCCAUUGUCGACUUGGCCAUUCCCGUCAAAGAAGCAUACAAUAAAGCACGGAAAGACCUGCAAAUCGACGUGCUGACCAAUCCAUCAAUGAGCACCUCCAAAGCCCUGCAUAUCUUCACCGAAGAAAUUGAUAUGUUGCAGAACCUGUUCAAGCCCAUCAUCAACCUCGUCAACUCAUUACGAGACCAUAAAUCUCAAGAGCCUUUUCUUGAAGGCGCAUUUUCUUCGGAGCCACCAGCACGAAAGAAAGAUAAGAACGAACAUCGACGACCACAGCCGAAGAGAUAUUAUACACAAACGCCUACGAGUGUGGUCAUGAGUCAUGUGGCUCAUGUUUACUUGGGAGAUGUGCUCGAUCAUUGUAUAACUAUCAUUCAAUCGCUUGAACAAAUGGAUGCUUCUGCCAACAACUUGUCAUCCCUGAUGUUUAACACCAUCGGUAAGUCUCUCAUGUCACGAUUAGCAGUAAGCAGCAUGACUCACAAUCCCUCAGGUGCCCGUACAAACACAACAAUGUCCAUCAUCGCCCUCGUAACCGUCUUCUUCGCACCCCUAACCUUCCUCUGCGGAUACUUUGGCAUGAACUUCGAACACUUUGCCGGCAUCAAGCACUCGGAUUCCUUCUUCUGGUACAUUGCCGUGCCUACGACAAUCGUAUUUAUGGCGUUGAUCGGAGGCGGUGUUGGCUAUAGGACAGUCAAGACUUGGGCGGCGAGGUUCCAUCUUGCCAAGGUGAGGAGAGGUAGGAAACAGAGGCAGCAGCAGAUGAGGGCUAGACAGAGGCAGAGGGCUGCGUUGGCGUAG